AGUCAGUCGAAACUCGUCCUGAGCGAUUCAAUUAUUCUGUCUCAUGGCUUUGCAAAUAAAAAGGCUGUGGAAAACAACAAUGGACUUUUGAAAUAUGCAUCAUUUAAAGUGGUGGAAAUCUUAAAAUCAUAAUUAUUCAUCACGUUCUCUCUUUUUAUAAAAGGAUCACACAGGACCUGCACAUCUAAAUUUGGACUUUCGACAGAAUGAACAUCCUUAUCUCCUCACUGCUGGGUGUGGCUGCAUUUGUUCUCCAAGUUGCUACAGUGAUUGGGAAGGUCGGAGUGUCUGUGUGGCCUCGGGGGUCAAACAUCUACCUUGGUGAGUGUGUGUUGUUGCAGUGCACACUGGGGUCAAACUUCAGAUCUGUGCGGAGAUACCAAUGGUUCAGGCACAAUUCAUACACUGCUCCGACCCCAAACCCCAGGCACGUGGUCUCCGGUGACAGCUACUCCAUCACUGCGGUAACGAGGGAGGACGCGGGCAAGUAUUGGUGCCAAGCUGAUUGGUGGAAGGACAACACCACCCUUGUGGCAGUGCCCAGCAUGCCGACAGUGCUCAUUGUGUCAGAGCUGCCUCCUCCUUCUCUGACUCUGACUCCCAGCACCAGACAGAUCUUCAAAGGGGAGACUUUCCUUCUGCAGUGCCCUUACUCCUCAGGUUGGAAGAUGAUGCAGUUUUCUCUGGACAAAAAAGACUUGUACACUUCAAAUUGUCCAACACCAGGGGAUGCUGUUAGCAUAGACAAGUGUGAGUUCACUGUUGCCGGGAGGGAGAGCCAACUGUACUGGUGUGAGGACACUAAGAGUCGCAGCAACACAGUCAACAUCACAGCAAGCAAUGGUACCAUCAUCUUAAAGUCUCCUGCCUUUCCUGUAUUUGCAGGCAAUAAAGUGGUCUUGUAUUGUCAGUACAGGAUUGGCAACCACAGUAAUGCCACCUUCUUUAAAAACGGAAGAGAAAUCAUCGCUGAAACUUUUUUUUCCAGUUCAGACGGAGUAAUAGAGAUGACUAUUGAGAAUGUGACACUGGAAGAUGAAGGCUUAUACAAGUGUGCAUCCCAGGACAGAAAGAUGGAGAGCCCAGAGAGCUGGUUAUCAGUGAGACCUGCCCGAGGCAACUUCACAUCAACAGAUGGGACAGCAGCAUCCACUAUGGGCUCCUGGAAAUGGAUCAUUCUUUUUUGUGGAAUUGUACUUCUCUUCCUCAUCCUUCUAAGUGUUUGGCUAAUUUGUCACUACAGGUACCAGAGGUUUUGCACAAGUAGCUGUCUGGCACUUCCAAUAGAGAAUCUACCGGCAGUGGAGCUUCCUGCGACCAAGCAGGACGUGACAGAAGUGCAGUGGGACCUGUCCUGGAUGGAGAUGUCCAGUCUGUUGGAUAAGCAGUUAUAUCCUGGCACUUAAAGGAUCACUCUCACCUGAAGCAUAUAGAAAAUAAUGAAUGCAGUGAAACCUAUGAGACAGUUCAGCCACUUCAGAUAAUGCAAGUGUCUCUUACAAGUCUUUUUAAAUGUAAAGUCUUGCUUGGAACAUCCACACUGAUUUGUAAAAAUCUAAUGUCUGUCGAGAAAAGUCUGUUGACUGACCAUUGCUUACUUGUUAUUUAACUUUGUAUUAUUAUUUAUAAAUAUACACCGGUGUACACUGUUGUUGGGAUGCUAAAAACUCAUGCUGCCUUAACAAGAUACUCUCAAUCCUGAAAAAAAAGAAAUCAUGAAAAUGGUUCAAGUAGCUAUGACUCACCUGUCCCACUGUUUAGGAAAUGUAUUAAACAUUUAUGAAGUUCACAUUUUAGACAUAUGGUUUUAUGUAUUUGAUUGUACCUAACAGCCACCCUGACAUUUGCCAAAAUGUUUAAAAUCAAUUCUCAGACCUUCAUUAAAUUCUUCAAAGGAUUGAAAUUUACCUCACUGUCGUACUUCUGAAAUAUCAAUAUUUCAUUAAAUAUAGAUGUCCCUCUCUCGGGAACAGUUUGAAAGCAAAUAUAAUGUCAUCUAGUUUGUUAUAUGUCUUCAAGACUCAAUUGAAAAAACAUCUAAUUUACAGAGCCAAAUAGCACUUUUUUCCCCUUUCAAUUGCAAGUUCCUUCUUUUGUGUUCCCUCUAACUGCUCGUUAUUUUAGUUUAGUUUAGUUUUGUUGUUUUUGUCUGGUACAUAUGAACAGAUGAUUGAACUGUUUUGUAGACAGAUGCAAAACAACUAUAAAGAAACACAAAUAAGUACAAAGAGACCCAAAAUAACUACAAAGAGACAUAAAACAAAUACAACAAAUACAACAAAAAAGAGACAAAAAAGAACUAUGAACACUGGAGGGUAAUUGGGCCAAUUUUGGGUCCGAUUUGCCCCUCCCAACAACAGCAACAACGACUCUCGAGCCGAGGCUGGUCGGAAGCAAUUAUCAUCCAAAAUAAUUCUGUAGUGUGAGGGGUCGACUUUAGGUUACCGACUGGAUUGGAGGCACCCUGAUUUUGGGUCGUUACAACCGUAAAACUUUGAUUAACAGCACGGCUUUUAUUUGCUAACUGACUUGACCCUGCGUAUAUUUGGGACAGGCGUCCAUAUGGGACAGGCCUGUAAUUCCUCUUGCACAAGACUGAAAUAGGCUACGAUGAAACAGUUAAUUUAUUUAAACAGAUUAUUACUCAUAUAAAAAUUACCCAAUAUCAUCAAAUACAUGUCAUUAAAUUGAUCUAGCUCCAACAGACAGCUUAUGUGCUUUUAUUUUGAAGGCCGCAACAUAGCAAAAACAAACAGGGUGCAGGAUGAGAGAAGUGUGGUGUGUAUUGAUCAAACGUUUAAAAUUAAUAAUUGUUUUAAUGAUCUAAGCAGCUCAGGAGCAGCUAAUGCGGGCGACCCGGCGGGGUUUAAGAGGUUUUAUAGAUCCAAAGAACUUACUUAAAAACCAGACCAGGCGUUUAAUGGAGACCUGUGUUUAUAUGCUAAAAUGUGUUCCUAUACCAGGCCAGUAAAGGAGGUAGGUGGCUCUUUGGGACUCAGCUAUUAAUUAAAGUUUUACAAUAUUUACAAAUUGAAAUGGAGGUACAUCCGAUCAGAAACAGCCAAUGAGAGCAAGCUGACCAGGAAGCUUCACCAACCAGUUUACUUGUUCUAUAAAAAUGUAUAAACCAUGCUAAUUCCCUCUUUUCAGCCACAAGUUCAUCAGUUAAUGCAGUUUUAUUUUCUGUUUUUGUUUUUCUGUGCAAAACAUAGCCCACACAAAUGCAACUAGCUGAUGAGGACAGUCUGCCUCCAUGUUUGUUGAUGUCUGAAGUCACAUUUGAUCACGUGAGUUUUUGUGAGAUCCCAAGUCCCCAGAACCAGCAGAAACCGUUUAGUAUAAAUGGCAAGUAUGUGGUCCUGCGUCUUAACUGAAUCUGCUGGUAUGGGCGUUCUUAAGAUUCAAAUAUUAAAAAUCAGGUAAUUCUGUCGUCUGUAAUAUCCCACAUUUUUAAUAUUGGUUAAGAUUUGAAAAUCCUUUAGUGUGCAUCAGGCAUAGGUUUGUAGCGGCCGAGUCAUUUUGUAUCUGGGGGUCUUGCUCCUAUGACAUGUUGGGGGGUCCAUUGUCUCAUAAUCAGUCCAGGGUCACUCACUGGUCUCUGCGGUGCUGAUCUUGCAAUAUACUGUAUGAUGAAGUCAGAGCCUAGACAUCAAAUUUCAACUCAUAUAUAUAUUCUGCAUGCAGAUAAUAGUUUAUUCAACUUGAGUUGGCUGCCUGAAUGACAGGUUUAUAAUUUUACAAUCCACUGGACGCUAAUGUAGGCUCUGGAUUUAAAUGAUGCCAUUUCUUAACAAACCAUUAUGUAUCUGUCAGGAUAAUUACAACGGCAUGAUGCGCUGCAUGACUCAUCUUUGAAUAUACUAUAUUUUUGUAAUUUAAACGAAGCACAUUAUUGUGAAAUAAAUACAU
Molecule: messenger RNA, 3909 nt
Organism: Micropterus salmoides (largemouth bass)
Lineage: Eukaryota; Metazoa; Chordata; Actinopteri; Centrarchiformes; Centrarchidae
Exons: 8
Coding region: 207-1406 (399 amino acids)
Biological process (GO): cell surface receptor signaling pathway
Molecular function (GO): transmembrane signaling receptor activity
Source: RefSeq, a predicted model, not a curated record